Messenger RNA from Nomia melanderi (Alkali bee), 3274 nucleotides. Its product is annotated as mutS protein homolog 4. The record is from RefSeq and is a predicted model, not a curated record. Gene Ontology annotation, molecular function: mismatched DNA binding; ATP-dependent DNA damage sensor activity; ATP binding. Gene Ontology annotation, biological process: reciprocal meiotic recombination; mismatch repair. NCBI's taxonomy places the organism in Eukaryota, Metazoa, Arthropoda, Insecta, Hymenoptera, Halictidae. Gene Ontology annotation, cellular component: nucleus.
CAUAAAUCAAUUAAAAUCUCAAUACCUGUAUUAGGGUUUCUACUAAAGAAAUUGAUUUAGUAAUACCCAAACUGAGUCAUAAAUCAAUUAAAAUCUCAAUACCUGCAUCCUUAGAGUUCCUAUUAAGGAAAUUAAUUUAAUAUCUAAACUGAAUCACAAGUCAAUUAAAAUCUCAAUACCUACAUUCAUACAGUUCCCACAGACAGAUUUGGAAAUGUAGAUUUGACUGCCGGGUAGUUCUAAUAUUAACGCAACGUAACAUAAUUAAACAGCAAUGACAAGCGGCCGUGGAGACGCAAGAGCCGAGGUAGGAAUAGCCGCGAUGGGUGUCCACUGUCCUCACCUGAUCCUCUGUCAAAUCAGUGACUCCCAGACGUACACGAAUACCUUAUCCAAAUUAUACUUGUUCGACCCUAUUCAAGUUCUGAUGCCAGACACAAUGUGCGAACGCGUCGCGAGCAGGAACAUCCUCUCUCGCUCUAUCAUGGAGAAGUUCCCAGAGACACAGCUGACACCGAUAUCUCGUGUUCACUUCAACGACACGGUCGGACUGGAACGGGUGCGCACCCUUUGCGCGCCAGAAUACUCCUCUGUGGAGCUCUUCGUUAAACAAAAGUACUACGCGUUAGCUGCGACCGCUGCCUUGGUCAAGUACGUGGAAUACUCGCAGCGUAUCGUUUACUCUCCUAAAUCGGUUCGAAUCGAAUUCCAAGGAUCGCCGAACGCUAUUAGUAUAGAUCUGGAGAGCGCGCGAAGCUUGGAGCUAGUUCAGUCGCAGUGCGGUCAACGGAACGUCAGCUUGCUAGGUGUCCUAGACCGUUGUUCGACGCCAAUGGGCAGAAAACUAUUGCGCGCCAACAUCUUACAGCCAUCGUGCGAGGAAUGCGUCAUCGUCGACCGGCAAACUGCCAUCGCCGAGCUGGUGUCCAACCGUGCUCUGCGAACUCUUCUUCAGCCAAUCUUACGCCGUCUGUACGGCGCGGACAGACUCGCUGCGUUGUCGGUGGUGCCGGUUUUCCACGACAACAACGUACAAUGCGCCGAGCAGAAUUUGAAUUACGUGCUGCUCCUGAAGAACAUGUUGGACGUUGUCCCGGAACUCGAGGCAGCGCUGUCGUCGGCGGAGACCGAUCUUCUUCGGAAAAUCAGGAAGAGACUGGAGAACCCCCGGUUUCGACUGAUGAAGGAGCGAAUCCUCGAAACGAUACAUCCGGACGCGAGGUCCGUGUCGGGGUACACGUCCUCGAACAUGCAACGCUGCUUCGCCAUCAAGGCAGGCAUCAACGACUUGUUGGACGUAGCGAGACGAACUUACUGCGAGCUGAUCGACGAUAUGAAAACCAUGGUAGAGAAUUUAGCGGCCAAGCACAAGCUACCUUUGUCCUUGGGCUGUAACGCGUCCGACGGUUAUCACAUCCAAGCUAUUCUCCCUCGAAACUCCACCACAGAAACGUUUCAGUUACCAAUGGAAUUUAUUGAGGUACGAAAAAGCAAACGGAUCUGCAUGAUGACCACAAGCGCGCUCGCAACGUUGAGCCAACAAUGUAAGAUUUCGUCCGAAGAAUUGCACUUAAUGAGCAACGUACUACUCUGCGACCUAUUACAAGCUGCUCGUGAACACAUCAGUUGUUUCUUUCAAUUGAGCACCGAUGUAGCAGAGUUAGACGUCUUAAGUUCACUCGCGAGAGCGAGUGCACUCCACGCGUACGUCAGACCAACGUUUGGAACGAAGCUGGAAUUACUCGACUCCAGACAUCCAGUCUUAGAAGUUUUUGGCCUCGAUGAUCCUGUGCCAAAUAACGUUAGUGCCUCGGUACCUUGGAAUUUCCAUGUAAUCUCUGGACCCAACAUGAGUGGCAAAUCAACUUACUUGAAGCAAAUCGUGUUGUUGCAUAUAAUGGCACAAAUCGGUUGCUUCGUGCCAGCCAAACGAGCGGCGUUCCGUAUAACGGAUCUAAUAUUCUGCAAAAUAGCCGUUCGCGACGACAUUGCAUGCAAUGCUUCGACGUUUGCUCUCGAAAUGAAAGAGGCACAGUACAUUCUGCGAUCCAUCACACCCACCUCGCUGGUUAUUCUGGACGAAUUGUGCAAGGGGACUGCAGUCGAGGAAGGUGUUUCCAUCGCGUGGGCUAUAUGCGAACGACUUUUAGACUCCACCGCUUUUAUCUUCGCCGCGACGCAUUUCGCGCAUUUGACGAAACUGGCGCACUUGUACUGCAACGUGACCAACCAUUACUUUGAAACGACGAGUGUGCAAGAAACUUUAUCGGACAGCGGAAGUCCCCCUCGGUUCCUGUAUACUCAUCGACUAAAGUCUGGCAUGGCAUCUCACGCCGAUGACUAUGGUAUCGUUUUAGCCGAAUUAUCCGGCUUGCCGAAAUCUCUCACGGAAAACGCUCGGAAGUAUGCUUCUAAAAGAGCGAUUGCUGAUCAAAUUAUGGGCGAAUCCAGUUCAUGGAAACACACGUGUUACCGUAUCGUCGUUGAGAUGUAUCAACUCCUAGAAAGAGGAGAGUUCCAUCCAGAGAAGAUAACUAGCCAAAUGGAACGUAUCGCGAAGCUUCGAAUAGAAAAUGCGAAUAGGGACAACGAAAUGGAAGUUCAACAAACGACGAGCAAUGUUGUCACAGUUAAUGUGGACAAGAGGAUGGAAGGGACCAUUUCAAAGGAUUCCACGUGUGGAACAAGCUGGAUGAAUUCGCUGAAGCAGCAUACAGUUGACAAAAUCCAGACUUAUGAGAAAAAUGAUUUCAAAGGAGCUUCUUUGUCGAAUCGCACAGGCGUGGAACAAGCUCAAACAGAAAAUGUUCAGUUUCAGAAUAAUGCUACCUCCAAUUUAAAUGGAAAUGAUCUCAAUGAUUCCAGCGGGCGACCUUCCAACUCUUUCAGUUCUUUCUCCUCUUAUUUGCUGAGAACUGAACGUUUUUCAAACAACAUGCAAGGGUGUUCGACACCGUUUAAUAACAUGGAGUCUCAGUGCAUUGACAAACGGGUAGGAAACGACUCGAACUUCAUGGCUAACGAUACUGCUCUAUCCUUUUCCAUUACGCGUGAUUUACUGCCAAUGGAAAUGUCAAUGUUAACCAAUGCAUCGACGAGACUGUACGAGUAUUGCCUGUCGGAUUUUGAUUUUGAGAAGUCUGAUGUUUUCAGUGGUAGUAGUGAAUUAGUAAUUACAUCUGAUGCUCCAACUAAUCUUUAACGCUGGAAUGAUUAACACUACCAGAUGGGUCAGAAUGACCCAUUUCUUGUUUCCUUUUGCUAUUACUGAAAA